AUGGGGCCUGGCCCAAAUCAAGAACCAAAACAAACCUUAAGCCCUAAAAUCUUCCGGUCACUGGAAUCCAAAACCACCUUUGCCGCCACAACACAACCUCCUCCACCAUCCCAAGCCGCUACCAACAACCAAACCCCAACCCUGCCACCGCAACCCAACCACCAACCUAAGCCGCCACCAACACCACCACCAACACACCCUCCAACCACCGGACCACCAACACCACCACCAAUCGAUCUGCCGUACCAAACAAAACAAAGCACGCAAAUCCAGACCCGACGUGAACCCCACGAGCAACUGGAUCCUGAGGAAAACCGCCGAGGAGCCAGCGAUUUGGUCCUCACAAACGGAAAGGGAAACCAGAGGCUGAGCACUUCCAUAUGCCAGUCUCGAAUUGCCGUCGCGCUGCCUGACGAAGCAGAUCACCGGCCAACCACCACCACCCCUAGCCUCCACGACCAACCUCCGGUUGAAAAGAUCCACUUGGCCGCUAAGCAAACACCCAGAACGUCCAGCGACAAAGACGAGGCGGUCACAAAGAACACAUAG
This is a messenger RNA of Rhododendron vialii, 549 nucleotides long. RefSeq names its product proline-rich receptor-like protein kinase PERK9. The record is from RefSeq and is a predicted model, not a curated record. The transcript has a single exon. Bases 1 to 549 code for a protein of 182 amino acids. Lineage: Eukaryota; Viridiplantae; Streptophyta; Magnoliopsida; Ericales; Ericaceae.